CUGCCUCAGCUUCACCACGCCCAGAACCUAUUGUGGAUGAACCCGGGUGGGAAGAACGAGGCAGGAUCCAGGCUGCGCUGACUGACCCUUGCGAGUAUUCGGGGAUCUGCUCAGCCCAGACAGGCAAUGCUAUGGUGAGGCGUCUGAGCGAUGACGGAUGUGGAGGCGACUUACGAGGACUUCAUCGCCUCCCGGCGAUCCGGCCGCAGGAACGCCGUCCAUGAGAUCCCAGGAAGCCCGGGAGCGCAGGGGGGCGCUGACCUGUCCCAGACUCUGGCACAGCUUAAUAUCAACAAGUCUGGCGACGAGGAAGAGGACGGCGAGAAAGGCCAGGACUCUUCAGCGAAAGAAGAGGAGGCUGAAGCUGAAGGCUCCUAAGGUGAACGGGGCACCAUGCACGGACCUGAGGGCCCCGGUGGGAUCCCAGAAGACUCCGGCUUUCCACUCACGGUUUUGCAUCGAGCGAGAAACUCAUUAAAAAACCUCUACUGCCGUCAUCCCACCAGUGUCGCUCACACUGCAGUCCACUCACCUUUACGUCGACGUGUACGUUAAAAGUAACGCAGGUUUUUUUUGCUGCGUUUGUUUUGCGGGUGGUGAAAUAAGGUUGGAUUUGCUGUUUUCUGUGAGCGUGGCAGGAUCUAACUAACUAAACCCGGUCUGUACCGUUAUUAGCCCCGAGUGUAAAUGAAGGAAGGGGAUAGAGACCAAAAUAAGAUUAAAAAAAAGGUCCUUUUUAAGGAUUUUUUUUUUUUUUCGAGGUAAGCUCAUGUCAAGAGUUUCUACAAAGUUUAAGCUCGGCUCCGAUUGUUCUGCCUCGACUCAACCAGCGCUCAUGUAUCGGAAACACUCCCAGGAAAAUGUGACCAAGGUCUAAACACACUGCGACCCCUGGAACCCCUACACCCAUGCUCCCUGUCGCUAUGCUAGCCCAUCCUUGCCCUCAGUAGAUUUUCUGCAUGUGUUUUUUUUUUUUUUUUUCCCCCACUCUGCCAUGAAUCUAGUUUAGUGACUUAAUUGGCUUUGUUGACUUUCUCUUUUGCUGUCCGCCUUUUGGGAAUCUCAGAUGCAGCUGGUGCAAAUGAUGAUUAGGUAAGCAAUCUACAUCUGCGCGGCUUCUGAGGCGACGUGCAGAUUAGUCCUGCUGUCAUUUUUAUUUACAGAUACUUUUUCUCCACAAUCUGCACAUGAUCUUAUACCAUGUGAAGGAUUUUGCAAUGUAGCUAGCCUACUCCAACCAUCAUUUACAGAUGGAAUAUUGUUUGCACAACUCCUGAAUUGUUAAUAUUUUUGAUAUUAUUUGCACAAUUCAAUCUGGAAGAUGAAAUACUUCUCGAGUACACAUCUGCACUAAGUUUUUUUUUUUUUUUUUUUUUUCUUUUAACAACAGUAUCAUGCCUAUCGCUGUCUGUUUAGAACAAAUGUCCCUCUAAAAUCCUCACCCUCCACAUUCCUGGUCUCCCUACAAUAACACACUGCCAUAAAUGAUGUCAGAACAGCUGUUUGUGUGUGUUAGCUUGUUGAAAAUGUAACUUGUUUAGCCCCAAGAGAAUAACAGGUGUUUGCUGCUGGAUAUUGGAAACUGCACUACUGACGCCACUCAAAUCUGAUCGUGGGUGGAUCAUCAUUCUGGCAUUUACUUUUGAUGGGACGACUGUUGAGCUUGAACACUCUGCUUAUUAACCUUUUUUAUAAUAAAAGAAGAAGCAGAACUUUAACACUAUCAAUGCAUUUUGCCUUGUUUAACUAAACCAAAAAAAAAUGUGAAGAUGCACUCUGAAAAAUGGCUUUGUUAAAUUCACUGGUAUUGCGGUAUCUGAUCAUUUUUCCAUGUCUGAGAUUUAAAGGCAUUAUUCGUAAUAUUUGUGGAUAAGAAAAAAUCUUUGUACAGCAGCUCAGGUACAGUGUGUUUUGAUGACCAUAUAACUGUUGCCAUGUUGGUGUCGCGAUGGCACCCAUGUUGAAUUUUCUAUUUCGGUACCUUCAAGAACUUUGGGCACACCACGGGUGAUUCAUGCCACUGUUUUUGGAAAUGUUUUCCGUUUUAUUGACACCAGCUUUGAUACUUUUUAAGUUAUGAUGUGUGAUUUGCAAUGACUGGAUGAGAAGUCGGGGCGUGCAGAAACAGCAUGGUCACUGCUUCCCUCUGGUGGUCGACCAGACCUGAUAUUCAAUAAUAAAGAGCCGUUUGAC
This is a messenger RNA of Fundulus heteroclitus (mummichog), 2193 nucleotides long. It is a transcript of the gene pkia, whose product is annotated as cAMP-dependent protein kinase inhibitor alpha. The transcript has 3 exons. Gene Ontology annotation, biological process: negative regulation of cAMP-dependent protein kinase activity. The record is from RefSeq and is a predicted model, not a curated record. Bases 151 to 378 code for a protein of 75 amino acids. Gene Ontology annotation, molecular function: cAMP-dependent protein kinase inhibitor activity. Lineage: Eukaryota; Metazoa; Chordata; Actinopteri; Cyprinodontiformes; Fundulidae. Gene Ontology annotation, cellular component: nucleus; cytoplasm.